AUGGGCCAGACACCCCAUAUUCCCACAGCACCCUCUACAGGAUACCCCAAUGGUCAAAUCCCUCCUCCAGAUCUAAUCCUUUUCACCUGCGAGCACAUUCGCAGCUGGACUGUGAGCAUCCAGCCUGCAGCUCAGGUCCAUGAGGUAAAGCGACAGGUUGUUCUUCAUAAAGGACACCGGACCUUCUUCAUCCACUCCUGGGACUCUGAAGGUCACAAAGUAACAGUUCCAGUCAGUGUGGUUCACCCUGAGCAUCACCAUGGGCACCAUCACCAUGAAGACCAGAUAAACUACAACCAUGAGCAUCACAGUACUGAAGUGGACUCUGCUAACAGCACAGAGGUCUCAGCACUAGCUAAGAAGCCAGCAUGUGUGCCUGGGUUUGAGUCAGAUCUGCUGAUUUUCAGAGUGUCCAGGCAACACCUGAGGCCGGGCAUGAGGCUGGGCAGAGUGCGCUUCACCGACUGCACAGACCGCUCAGUAUUUCCUUUCAGCAGUGAUGACAGUCACUUUGGCUUAAAGGCAGACGGUGUGUUAAUGGUAAAGCGACAGGUUGUUCUUCAUAAAGGACACCGGACCUUCUUCAUCCACUCCUGGGACUCUGAAGGUCACAAAGUAACAGUUCCAGUCAGUGUGGUUCACCCUGAGCAUCACCAUGGGCACCAUCACCAUGAAGACCACAUAAACUACGACCAUGAGCAUCACAGUACUGAAGUGGACUCUGCUAACAGCACAGAGACUGCAACUGAUCCACAAGUGCCUGUUCUGCACUUCCCCAAGUCUGCUGAAGGGCUGAGGAGGAGGAAGAGAGACUGGGUUAUUCCUCCACUCAGUGUUACUGAGAGUCACAGAGGACCCUAUCCCCUAAAAGUAGCUCAGAUCCGUUCCAAUGAAGAUAAAACCAAGAAGAUCUAUUACAGCAUCACUGGUCCAGGAGCUAAUCUGCCUCCUGUUAAUCGUUUCACCAUAGACAGAAACACUGGCAAUCUGUAUGUCACACAGCCACUCGACAGAGAGGAAACAGCCAAGUACACAUUUGAAGCACAUGCUGUGGGAGACGGAGAAGGAGUCGCUGAGGAGCCCAUGGAGAUUAUAGUCAAUGUGAUUGACCAAAACGACAACAAACCUCAGUUUAAGACUCAGUACAAAGGAGAGGUUCCUGAGGCCUCUGCCGUCGGGUUUGAGCUGCUCAUGGUUGAGGCCAUAGAUUUGGAUGAGCCAAAUACUGACAACUCAGAUAUCCGCUACCGUAUUCUGAACCAGGAUCCACAACUGCCCAGUGCCCACAUGUUUGAAAUCAACUCAAUCAGUGGAACCAUCAGAGUUGCUGCUGCUGGACUCGACAGAGAGAAAUACCCACAAUACACUCUGACAGUAGAAGCAGCAGAUAUGAAGGGAGAAGGCUUAAGUGGACAAACAAAAGUAAUCCUCACGGUGACGGACAGCAAUGACAACGCUCCGGUCUUCACUCAGCUGUCUUAUAAUGCACUGGUGGAAGAAAACAAAAAGGAUGUUGAGGUUGUUAAGAUGUCAGUAACAGAUGGUGAUGAACCCCAGUCUGCAGCCUGGAAUGCUGUGUUCAAGAUCAUCAGUGGUGAUCCUGAAGGACUUUUCACAGUCAAAACAGGACCUAACAAACAGGAAGGAAUCAUUUCUACUGCCAAGGAGCUGGACUUUGAGAGGAGCAGCAAGCACAGUCUGUUGGUUACAGUGGAGAAUGAGGUUCCUUUUGCUGUUCCAGUCACCACUUCCACGGCCACAGUGGUGGUGAGCGUGAAGGACGUGAAUGAAGCUCCAGUCUUUGAUCCAAAGGAGAAGCUUGUGGUGAAACCAGAGGACCUUGCUGAGAACCAAGAUGUGGUGCAGUACACCGCUUCAGACCCUGAUACUGCACGCAAGCAGACAGUCUCGUACAAGAUGAUCAGUGACCCUGCAGGCUGGCUGAAUGUGGACAAGGACACAGGCCUAAUUAAAGUGAGAAGAUCCAUGGACAGAGAGUCCCCCUUUGUCAUAGACAACAGAUACAUCGCAAGAAUUGGUGCAUAUGAUAAUGAUGCAGUCCCAGCUACAGGAACUGGUACUCUGAUCAUUGAGCUGGAAGAUGUCAAUGACAAUGCUCCCACCAUUGAUCAGCGUGAAAUCCAGGUGUGUAACAAGGACACAGUUCCUCAGCUGCUCUCAGUAACAGAUAAAGAUGGACCAGAAUUUGCGGCUCCAUACUCAGUGUCUCUACAGGGCUCGUCGAAGGCCAACUGGAUCGCUAGGAUGAAUGGAACCAGAAAAGGCAUCAUCCUGACUUUAUCCACUGAGGUGCCCAGUGGAAAUUACAGUGUGUUACUGAGAGUGCGAGAUAAACAUGGCCUGGAGCAGGACAACACCGUCAAAGCCGAAGUGUGUGACUGUAAGGGAGCAGAAGUGACGUGCACUGAUCGUGCUAUAGGGGGCACCAACGUGCCCCUUAUCCGGGGAAUACUUGGAGGCAUCCUGCUGCUUGUGCUGGUGCUGAUAGUGCUGCUGUUUGAAAGGAAGAGGAAAAGAGAGCAGAAGCCAACAUCUACAGACAGCACCUAUUACUACGAUCGAGAGAGAGGAGGAGAGGAUGAAGAGAACCUGGAGGCAGCAGAAAACGACCCAGCAGCUCCCCAACAAGCCUCUGCUCUGUGA
Archocentrus centrarchus (flier cichlid) is the source of this 2664-nucleotide messenger RNA. Its product is annotated as cadherin-1-like. The record is from RefSeq and is a predicted model, not a curated record. Gene Ontology annotation, cellular component: cytoplasm; catenin complex; plasma membrane. Lineage: Eukaryota; Metazoa; Chordata; Actinopteri; Cichliformes; Cichlidae. Bases 1 to 2664 code for a protein of 887 amino acids. Gene Ontology annotation, biological process: cell-cell adhesion mediated by cadherin; calcium-dependent cell-cell adhesion; cell morphogenesis. The transcript is spliced from 19 exons. Gene Ontology annotation, molecular function: beta-catenin binding; calcium ion binding; cadherin binding.